This is a messenger RNA of Rhipicephalus microplus (southern cattle tick), 9104 nucleotides long. RefSeq names its product nuclear hormone receptor 3 ROR-beta (gene Hr3). Lineage: Eukaryota; Metazoa; Arthropoda; Arachnida; Ixodida; Ixodidae. Gene Ontology annotation, cellular component: nucleus. Gene Ontology annotation, biological process: regulation of transcription by RNA polymerase II. Gene Ontology annotation, molecular function: zinc ion binding; RNA polymerase II cis-regulatory region sequence-specific DNA binding; nuclear receptor activity. The record is from RefSeq and is a predicted model, not a curated record.
UUGGAGAGGCGCUACGCGCGCAGGUGGAUUACUGCGUUUCCGCGUUUCGCGGCGGUCGCUCGCUCCAGAGUUCGUCGUCUGCUACUGCCACGCCUGUUGUCGCGCUCUUCCGGCUACUCCCCUGCAUAACUGCCGCUCGGUGCGCGCGACAGAGAGAUCAACGACUCCGGGGGCUUUACAACGCGGGUGAAUCGCCGUGGCAGUGUUUCACGUACGCGCCGCAAGUGCUGUGUGUUGGUGACCUCCGCUGAGCUCGGCGCAUGUGUGGGAUUGCAUCGCCGUUCUCCAACGGGACCGCCGCCGACCACCAUCUGACGACGGCGUGCCUGGCGCCGGUGGUUCUCUUCGGCCAUGAUACGACGUGACUAGACCCUACGCGACCCGUGUUCCUCCGCACCCAGCUUAUUGGUUUUGCUUUCAACUUUUUUUUUUAUUAUUAUCGCUCGGGUACCGUUAGUGCGGACGCGUGUUCUCAGCAAGCAGGGGGCCUAGUACGGUGUUUGGCGGUGCUGGUUUACGAGCUUUCCGCGCCGAUGCGUGGGCCCCCCAGACUUCGGAGUGCCGGCGCUCUGGAUUCCCGCAGCCCUCUACACAUCUGACCUCAGCCUAGCGACGAUAACUGUCAAAUGUCUUGGAGUAACAGCUACACUAAAGUCGAGGUGGUUCAGCCCCAGACAUCGUCCGGCUCCAUCAAAGCCCAAAUUGAGAUUAUCCCAUGCAAAGUCUGCGGCGACAAAUCUUCUGGAGUCCACUACGGCGUUAUCACGUGUGAAGGCUGCAAGGGUUUCUUCAGGAGAAGCCAGUCAAGCGUCGUGAAUUACCAGUGCCCCCGGCAAAAAAACUGUGUUGUUGAUCGCGUCAACAGAAACCGAUGCCAGUACUGCAGACUACAAAAGUGUCUGGCACUAGGAAUGUCUCGAGAUGCGGUCAAGUUCGGCCGCAUGUCCAAGAAGCAGCGGGAGAAAGUGGAAGAUGAGGUGCGCUUCCACCGGGCACAGCUGGUGCGCCCGCAAGGCGGAGCGGUGGCCUCGACGGCCGCUGCCACAUCGACGCAGCCUACCCAGCAGGCCACCGAGACGUCGCCUGACAGCUCGGUCUUCGACCAGCAGCAGACACCGUCAUCCUCAAACCAGGUCGUGCCCUUCCUCAACGGAGGAUACCCUUACUCCGAGGAACUGGCGUCGUACACACCCAACGGGUACGCGUACGCCGCCACGGCCACUAUUGCUUUUGAGAUGAGCACCGACUACGUGGACAGCACCACGUUUGAGCAGCGCCAGCAACUGGACUCCACAGCAGACACCAAUGGUCUCCUCUCGACCACCACGCCUGUAGCCGCUGUGCCGGCCUCUUCCCUCGCCUCGCAUCUCGAAGAUUCAGAUUUGAAAUCGGCUUCCCAAGAAGAUCUGCUCGCGAAGACUGUAUCGGACGCGCACAACCGCACCUGCCUCUACAGUACGGAACAGAUACAGGAGCUGAUGAGAAAGCCACUAGACAUCUCUCGAGUCAUGCUCUACAAAAAUAUGGCACACGAAGAGCUGUGGCUUGACUGUGCUCAGAAGCUGACACAGAUAAUCCAGCAGAUCAUCGAGUUUGCCAAGAUGGUACCGGGCUUCAUGAAACUUUCCCAGGACGACCAGAUCGUUCUUCUGAAAGCAGGGAGUUUUGAGUUGUGCAUACUGAGGAUGAGCAGGUACUUUGACGUGGCAACAGGAUCGGUGCUCUACAAUGACAGUCUGCUUCCGAUGGAUGCUUUUAUCACGCAAGAAACCCAAGAGAUCAAGCUUGUAAAUAAUGCCUUCAACUUUGUGCGGAGCAUAGCUGAGAUGAAGCUCACAGAGACGGAACUGGCGCUCUACUCUGCCUAUGUGCUGCUUGCUCCAGAUCGGCCAGGCCUGAAGGGCAUCUCGGAGAUCCAGCGGUUGAACGCGGCCAUCCUCAAGUCUUUGCGCUACGAGCUGGGCAAGACUCACGAGCAGCCGUACAAGGGCGAUGUGAGCGCCUUUGACUGCCUGCUCGCCAAGUUGUCCAGCUUGCGCGAGGUUAGCCUGCUGCACAUGGACGCCCUGGCCAAGUUCCGACGCACAGUGCCCCACCUCGAGUUCCCUGCUCUCCACAAAGAGCUCUUUUCUGUCGACAUCUGAAGCACCGGCUGCUGGCCCAGCUGCAAAUGCCAUGUCUUCUCCGGAUUGUUGCUUCUGUGCCGCAUUAAAAGAAACUCCGGAGACCGCUGAGGUGUGCCUUUCGACUCUGACUUUGGGAAAGUCACGGUGGCAUAAUGUUGAGAAGCGGUUCAAAUGAUAUGCCCUAUCCAUGCCCAGCUGCUUCACCUGUUAGCCGGCACAUUAUUCAUACGUGCCCUUACAAAUGACUAGCCGGGUUAUAGCUCCGACAGGAUAACGUGUCUUGGCACGACCAAACUGCCGCUUAAUAUCAAGGAACGUGGCUCUGAUGAAAUGCGGCUCCAGUCGCCAGUGUUUCUUUCUUAGCUGUGUGUUGUUCUUGUCUGUACUCCAGAGAAUUGCUGCUGAAUCUGACAAAAUGGCACCAGUGCUAAAAGCAAGCUCUAGAAGGAUCAUUGCCCGAGGAGAUGCACAACCGCUGUUUUAGCAUCAUUCUGGCGGGUUUUACAUGGUAGGCGAACGCAAAGCUGUGAAUCUGUGGGAUAACCUCUCGCAAGUUGAUUUUCCUUUUUGUCUAUUAGAAAACUGCCGGAGAAGACGCAUCUUUAUCAAGCGCCUCCUCUUCUCUGUUUGCUGUGGCAAUCACAGGCUUGACGCGUGAUUUAGUUAUGUUCAAAUUGCUGCAUUCGCUCGCACAAGUGGUAUGCCAAAUGUGAAUCUUAUUGCAAUUGAUUUCAGGAAUUGCAGGAUGAAUUGUUAUUGUAGUUUGAGGAUCAAUGAUCUGCACGAACUCCUGUUUUCUUUUUUUAUAUUUUUACUGCUAUGAAGCGUACAAACCUGUUUGAUAGUAUGCAUGUUUUUUUACACAUCAGAGCUCAUUCAUUUGACAUUGAUGGUUUGGGCUCAGUGCUGCAAAACUGUACACGAUUCUUUUUUUGAAUUUUAGCAGAAAAGCGUGUGAAAUGAAGUGAGAUUUUCGCGUAACUUGCAACAAGUAAAUGUGGAUAAAUUUUCUUUUGACAUUUCUGUGCGAAUAAUGCAAGAAGAAGCUGCUUAGUCAGUAUUUUAUAUUUCGAACAAUCAUCAUGCAAGAGUUUUAGCGUAGUCAGCAUCUUUAUUUACGGUGCCUGGCUCAACAACCAGGCAGGGCUCCUUAGAAGGCAGCGUACUUUUUUCAUCAUACGUCAUCGAAGCUUGCAGGUCAGCCAUCGGGUCAUGUUCACUGCUCCACGUAUCGUCAUCAUUGCAUGUCAUUUCCACUCCCCACAUCGACAACACUGCCACCAUUUUUUCUAGUCGAUUGUGGGGGGCAUGUGCAAAUUGCAGCAGCUAUCGCACAACUGUGUGUGGUCGACUAAGAGGAAGUCAUGGUGUGUCCGCCGACCCUUAAGGAAGUACGCAGCUGGUUGAAAGGGAAUGGUGCUUUCUUAAUUGCGAAGAUGCGACAGAGACGGAACAAAGAAUCAUGUCGUGGUGCGUUUUGUCUCGUCAGGCACGUUGUUGAGAUUACUAGCCUUUUUCUUGUUCCAUUUUCCCUUGUCGCAUCUGUGCAGAUGUUGUUCGGUGUCGGGCGUUUUCUUGUUAUGCCAUCAGUGUUUUUACGAGCUCUUGUUCUCGCUGUAAGAGAAGAAAUUGCCUGCUAACUUUGCGGAAGAUGGUCGAAAAAAGCUUCAACACUCUCAGAAACACAUCAACACACAAAUGCAAGCACACAUAUUUACACACCCAUACAUGGAAAGUUUACUGUACAUAACAAUUCAUUACCACGUAAAGAAGCUCAUCCAAGAAAUUUUGUUUCUUUUUUUUUGUCGCUGAGAUGCGUACUGGGUUAUCAUAGAUAGAGAGAAAGAAUGAAUAAAAAAGAGAGCGAGAGAAGCAAUAAUGUGAUAUCUUACAUGACGACGACACUCCGUAUACAAAAAGAAACACGAAAGAGUUCCGGGCUGACCCUUGUACAUAUUGCGCACUUUCACGACUGGUCGAUCUCCAUAGAUGUGUAAUUACUACCAUUAUUAUAUAUUAUUCUUCUCUGAUCAUGUGACGAUGCACUAACUGUAUUUCUCUGUUUUGAAAUGCUGUUAUCCUGUGUUUUCAAAGCUUGUUAACAACGCCCAGGAAAGUGUUUGCACGCAACCCUGUUGUGGACGCGUGGAUGCGAUCGGUGCUAGAGGGCACCAGGUGCUCGUGCGCACUUCUCGUUUGGUGUUAAGCACGUGCCUUGCUGCUCUCGUGUGCAGAGAGUAAAACUUGUGUAUAUUGCUUCUCUGUGGAUGUCGUCACAUUCAUAGCACCCGUCCUGUUAGCGUUUCCUGCUGUACUUAGAGCAAAAACGUCACUGUCCACAUUGCAGCUAAAUGUCCAGCCUGCGUGGAGCGUCGGUUAGCUGCAUAGGCAAUUCCAAAUGUAGGCAUGGCGAGCGCCUAAAUAUGAACUGUGGCGAUUCGCCAAAGCUAAGGUCGAUCCUCGGGACACCUGUGCAACUAUUGUUAUGUGCCCACUCGCAGGUGAAACCCCGAUAAUUAUGCGAUAGCAGGGGGCGAACGUUCAUUCACCCCAUGACUGUGAACAGUCAAUUAUUGGAUAAUAUUUUUUCGACUUCCUUCGGGGUUUUUUUAAAUUUAUUUAUUUAGUUCAAUAUUUUCUUGUGACAGAAGACAAUGUUGAGAAGUGUGCACUGCGCCUGGCUGCCCAGUUCGUCAAUGUGGACGAGGUUGUUUCAUGAACUGCUGUUAAUGACUGACGGCCUCCAAAAAUUUUUUCUACUUGUCGUUAAGUGGUGCAGUAAUUCGUUAAACGAGGAUGAAUCAAGUAAAUAUGUAGUUACAUAUGAAGGAAACGUCAAACGUUUUCGAAGACUACUAUCGUGCUCCAUCGCUGUAAAAUGCAUCUUUUCUCACUACUUGAAAGAUUAUGGUGUCUUGGUGAAAGGUUUAGAUGUUUUAGAUGGCCUAUGGUCUAACAUGUCUUUUUUUUUUUCAAAUGUUAUAUGCUCACUUAUUUAUGAAGCACCAACGCGAAUGUUCGUUUUAUGACAUGACGUGAAUAAAUGUACAUUGUAUGCCAUCCUAAUUUUCAUUCACCUGUUCUGCUCAUUUCUUUGUGUGUUUGCAUAUUGUGCGAGUUCCACAGUCUGUUCAUUGAAACUGGGUUUUUGGUGGUACCACAAGGUCUGGCUUUUAGAGUAACAAUCAUUAUUUAAGUUUGCCAUGCAAUCGGCGAUACAUCUGCGCCGCACUUUUCAAAAUUGUUCACGAAUAAGCCGGACAACCUGGAGGCACCAAAGGGCCCCCAAAUCUGUAAAUCAUGUUGUUUUUUUCUUUCUCGCCUUGUUCUCACCCACGCUUUUUUGUUUUAUAGCUUCUGAUGCUGUUAGUGUCGCUAAUUGCUACCAGCCCUGUUUUCGCCCAUCACUUUGACGGGGUCAUUUAACGCAUCUGUCACAUGUGAGCAUGCUACUAACAUGCCAUCAUAAACACAUAAGCGAGCGCAUGAUUAGAAGCUUUCUUUCGUAUAUCAUAGCCUCCCCCUUUCAGUGCAUGCUAAGUUCACGCAUGCAGGACGCACUAACAAAUGCAAAACUCUCUCUUAGCGCCUUAUUAAGCUUGUUUGGGCAUAUCGUCAGUGGAGAAUAUGUGGCGUCACAAGUAGAGCUCUCUGCUUUAAUGACGCUAUCGAUGUCGGAACACCAACACUUGUCCAUUCAUUUUAUCACCACGAAAGUUGGGCACAUAUUCUAGACUUACACGAUAUGUGUUGUUUGUAACAGACAAGGUGCACAAAGAGAUUGAAAUGUUCGAGCGACUUUCUCAUGUACAGAUGUGAGAAUGCGCUUGUUAUCGCCAGUGACAGUAUAUCGCAGGCUUCGUUGCACUUUCUUUUCUGCUGCAUCUGUCCUGUACCUGAAUAUGUGAGCGCAUUCUCUGUAACAUGCCGCUCACUAUAAAAAAUCGAGUGAUGUAGCGUUUAGGAGACAUGUUUUUACACAAAACUACUUCGAGCAGCAGUAUUAUAGGCGGGAAAAUCGUUGAGAAUUAUCAAGGGAAAUCUAAGCCCGAAUGAAUUAGUUUCAGGCUUAAAGUGGUCGAGCUCAGCCCACACUAAAGUAUAUGGGUCCAUACACCAACUGGCAAAAUUGGAUCUAGUUUUUUUAAAUUGGCUGAUUUGUAAUGAGUUAUUUAGCAAAGAUCGACCGUAAGCAACGUUGAGCUCAGAUCUCAAGCUUUCCUUGUUACUAUCGCAUGUUUUCAUAUGAUUGUUAAAGGAUAGAGCUAAAGUUCGGGUGGAUUUUUUUAAGGUUCUGUGCUAGAGAACAAAAUUUUAUAUUAAUGAAUCGUAGGCUCCCAAACUCUGAGCGCCGAAAGAAAUAAUGCAAUGCUAAAGGUUAUUCAUAAAAUGAACUACUUUCAGAACAAAACAUAAGAUAAUUUUGCUGUGACCAUCCGUAAGUACGGACGGCGGUCUGCAAAUUCUAAUUUUAUUAAAAAAUUCAUUGUGGGAAAAAUGGUACUUAAAGGGGCCCUGCAACACUUUUUGAGCGUGGUCAGGAAAUGUUGCCGAUCGGUAGAAGAGGCUAAUGUAGAGGCAAAUGUUAUAGCGCAGCAUGCGGCCUGGCAUUCACAAUAAAUGAUCAAAGUCAGCCAAAAAUUACUUUAUCUUACCUCGACAAAUGUAAAAAAAAGCUCGAAAAUCGCACAUAGAUUGCCCAUCUAUCAGCAAUUGGCUGAUUUGAACAUGGCGCGCUUGGUUGUUACUGAGAUCGUCGCGAGAGCCCGUCACGUCACUCUUUCACGCGUGCCAAGACGUACCGAGCCAAAUAUGAUGGCACAGACAUGGCAUGUAGCACGUGUAGAAAGGAGAAAGAAAAGGCUGAACGUUUGAUAAUGUUCUGUUAAGGGCUCUGCCCUAUAGUCCAAGAUAAUGACGAGGAAUUUUUCAAAGCAUUGGGGUUUAGGGACAGUGAAGGCAAAAUAGACUUUAAAUGGGUAGAAAUAACCAGGAGGAGGCUAACUGAUUAAUGAUUACAAUCGAGGCGUGAGUGAAAUCCAAUCCCUAAACACAUAGUGAUAGUACUUAACUUUAUGGCUAGUUGGCGUGAGCCACCGCCUGAUCUAAAGGGCACAGCCAGAUACAUCCAUUCAUGCGCUUGCGAUCGCAUUUAAAACGCUGCGUAUUGGAAAAAAAAAGUUCUCAAGGUCAUGAGGUGCGCGUGACUUUUUUGUUCGCCCCUCCCAUCCUUCCCUGCUUAGCUUCCAGUGCUUUGGUCUGGACGAGAAAAAAGAGAAUGCUAUUGCAGCGUGGGACAGAUCUGUGUAACUCCGCUCGUACUGGACGGUUUCUUAAAAUUUUUUUCGGCAUUGAAUUUGUGAGGCAGUACACUUUUCCAGUGAUUUAAUUCCAUGGUUACUCAAAAAAGUGUUUCAGGGCCCCUUUAAGGUAAUUUGGUUUUAAAGCCAUAGAUGCUAGAUUGCCACACUGUCUUGCAUUUCAGUAAUCCAAGAGGCUUUGUUCUGGUCACGCAUUCUAUUAAAAAAUACUGUCGUACAAGUGUCACUUAUCCUCUUGAGCUGAACUGUUCGAGGAAAUGGUUCGAGAAAAAAAAAAUGAAUGGUUCGAGGAAAAGAAAAAGGGACAGGCUCUGCAUACCUUCAGGCACUUUCUAGUGAGGCAUGACUAGAGAAAGAUACAGAAGUUAUUGUAUGACAUUUCUCGCAGCUCAGAAGCACAGCAUCGUGCAAAAGGGGGUAUCGCACAUGUCAUGUCUUGUACUCUGUAUAGCGAAAAGCUUGACAUUGGCUAUGUUUUUCUGGCAAUGUCACUUUUUUUUUGUAAACAAGUGACGACCCACGAAUAGCGAGGUAUAGGAAGAAAACUAGGGCUGGUGACUGAUCGAGGCCACGCAAUACAACCGUUACCUCCUGGUGCCAUAAAUGAGCGAGGGAUAGUGCCACCUGUGAAUUGCUGCAUAACUUGAUCAAGUCGCAGGCGCCCAGCAAGUUGCAUUCAUGGCAGAGCGCACCAGUGUAAGCCAACUAUAGACAGAGAUGGUACUAUAUUCGCAACUUAAUAUAUUGUUAUAUUAUAGAGAGUGCCUUCAUUUUCACCUGCUCGCAUGACACAUGAUCAAGCUGCCAGCGCGCCUCGAAAGCACCGCCGGCUUCAUUAAGCGUCGUCUUCUACCCUUUCCCUCAGCACGCAAAAGCUUUGUAGAUAUUUUAUGCUUAUCACUGCCACUGCGUUUACUCAUUUGCCCCUUCUUCACUGCUGUGAAUCUCUGGUCGAAUCCUGAACGAAUAGUUUCUGUGGCUUCUUUGCACCCGACCGGCUUCUUUCAUGCUACGCGGCGCUAACAACUGUUUUUGAGGGAAAAAAAAAGCUUUACAAAUACCACAUUGCGCCGCAUGUGCGAUUGAAGUGAACCAAAACUUAUCUUGUAUCUGAGUGCCUGUUGCAGCGUUGUAUGGCAACAUCUGCUGCCAGUUGCCAAGGCUUAGUUCACGACUGUGGUGAUCUUUUCAAUCCCCUAGCGUAUCAUGCUUUGCAUGCACAUUAAAAAACUUAACGGUGAUAUUUUAAUCCAGAGUCCUUCAUUACAAUGUCCUUUUUCAUAACCGGUGUGCACUAUUAAGGCCAGUUUAUUGAAAUUGAAAUUCAGUGGUGAUGUGACCUGCAAUAGGAAUUCGAGGCACUUAAGCUCUUGUCGAAACUCGUGGGCCGGGAAGCCCCUUCUGAUUGCAAAACAAGCCACAUGCUGUGUUUCUUUGGACAGCUGCACUUCUACUAACCAUUUGUUUUUAUUCUCUCUGCGUCUGACUACGUAACAGUGCUUUGUAAAUUUCUGUCUCGCAAGUGUUUCAACAUUGUUGUCCUCCUUGGCAUCCUUUCUUUGCCCCACUUCUUUGGGAUGGAACUUAUUAUUUUGACAGUGUAAUAUAUAUAUAUGAAUAAGUCAAUAAAGAGAGACGUGACACAAGAUAAAGUGUA